CAGCCCCUAAUGUGCGCUGAUCUCAUCCAGCAGGCAGCAGAGGAGGAGAGAGCGAACCAGCAUCCUCCUCCUCCUCCUCCUCCUCUAAGGAGGUCCCAGCCCUGCUGCCUGCAAAAGGAUGCUGAGAGAAGCAGGAAGACAGGAAGGAAAAAAGGGGGGAUUUGGGGAGGAUUGGGCACCCCAUUUCUUCACCCAGAGCCUGGUCUUGAAGGGGAAUGUUGAUGACCUGCUGCGGCAUUCUUCUGGCUGCCAAGAAAAGUUGGCUUCAAGCUCGAAAAGGUACUGAUCUGCUAUAAUACAGAUCAAAACAGGCAGGACGACCAGACUGAAGCCGUCUGAGCAGAUGCCCAGAGGUGUGUCGGUCUCAUCUCUAUAGAAGUUCCCUGUGUCAGACUCCAGACUCUUUACUGUGCCUCUCCAUUUGCACUGCUUGAGGAAGGGAAGCCAGCUGUGUUAAUGCCUAGACUGCUUGAAUAACAGAUUUAUCAGCCACUCGAUGGGGAUUACCAGUGGAGCAGCUGUUUGUGUCACCAUUCCACCUUUGUGUAGCAAGCAAAACAACUUCAGCACCUCUUCGAUAAUAAUUAUGAAACUGGUAUUAACUGAAUGGCAAUUAUGGAUUUUUAACUCUAAUUCACAGUAAACGAAAGCAAGCCAUAUGUCGAAUUGAAUUUCCUACCAAAUAGCUUUUUGUUCCUCUGAAUGUUUCAACGCCUGCUGCAUAAGAAAUUGAUGACGAAACCCGUUGGGAAGGAGGGGAAUUACAAAUAUUGCUUGCAUGAGAAACACGACGCCAUCAGAAAGAGAAGACAUGAAUGCUGACUCGGAAUCUAUGCAAGUUCAAGAGCUCCCUGUGGUACAGCUCCAGAAACCGGAGAAUGAGAAUGAGAGUAAAGAAGAGACUAUUAGCGAAGGAUCCAUAGACCGGAUACCUGUUCGUCUCUGGGUGAUGCAUGGUGCCGUCAUGUUUGGCCGGGAAUUUUGUUACGCUAUGGAGACAGCUUUGGUUACACCAGUAUUGUUACAAAUUGGUCUUCCCGAACAGUACUACAGCCUCACAUGGUUCCUUAGUCCAAUUCUGGGCCUCAUCUUCACUCCUUUAAUAGGUUCAGCAAGCGACCGCUGCACACUUAGCUGGGGCCGCCGGCGGCCUUUUAUUCUUGCCCUUUGCAUCGGAGUCCUCUUUGGAGUCGCCCUUUUCUUAAAUGGCUCUGUUAUAGGUCUAGCCAUUGGAGAUGUCCCGGACCGCCAGCCCAUUGGCAUCGUCCUCACUGUGCUGGGCGUCGUGGUCUUGGAUUUCUGCGCCGAUGCCACGGAGGGGCCGAUCCGGGCCUAUUUGCUGGACGUGGUGGACAGCGAGGAGCAGGACAUGGCGCUCAAUAUCCACGCUUUCUCAGCAGGUCUCGGAGGAGCCAUUGGCUAUAUGCUGGGGGGCCUGGACUGGAUGCAGACUUUCCUGGGGUCCAUCUUCAUAUCCCAAGAGCAAGUGCUCUUCUUCUUUGCUGCCAUCAUUUUCUCCGUCUCAGUUGUCCUCCACCUUUGCAGCAUUGAAGAAGAGCAGUACAACCCACAGCAGGACAGGAUUGAUGACGAAGCGGACACCCUGUCGAGUGUCAAGCUGAGCGGUGGUAGCCUCCCGCCUCUGAACCGGCUGAACAUCAUCAGCGAGGAAGACCCUUAUGGGAACGCCAUGUUCCCAGACGAGGUCCAGUCAGAGCAUGACCUCAACAUGGACUUCCUCGAGGUGGACAUUGUGCGGAGCAAGAGCGACUCGGUCUUGCAUAUGGCCGACGCCACCCUCGAAAUGGAAUCCGAGCUGCUUUUCCUCCAUGACAUCGAGCCUUCCAUCUUUCAGGAUUCUUCAUACCCAAACACCCCACACAGCACCAGCCAGGAACUCAUGAAGUCCAAAUUCAACCGCCUGUCUGCGUUCCUCAGGGAAAACGAGAAAGAGGAGGAGAUGUUACUUGAUAAUCACUUGAAUGAAGCCAAAGUCCCCAAUGCCAAUGGCUCCCUACCAAAAGAUCUUCUGAAUGGGCACGCUAGGAUCGGCAUGAAGCAAUCAAGCACUUCCAACUCCAUGCGCAGGCGGCGGCACAUGUUCUACCGCCAGCCCUCUCACACCUUCUCCUAUUACGGCAAGAUCGGCUCCCACCGUUACCGUUUCCGACGGGCCAAUGCUGUGGUCUUGAUCAAGUCCUCUCGCAGCAUGAAUGACAUUUACGACAUGCAGAAGAGGCAGCGGCAGAGGUACCGGCACAGGAACCAGAGCGGGGCCACCAACUCCAGCGGGGACACGGAGAGCGAGGAGGGGGAGACGGAGACCACCGUCCGGCUCCUGUGGCUCUCCAUGCUGAAAAUGCCCAAGGAGCUGCUGCGGCUGUGCGUCUGCCACCUCCUAACGUGGUUUUCCAUCAUUGCCGAAGCCGUGUUCUAUACUGACUUCAUGGGGCAGGUCAUCUUUCACGGUGACCCCAAGGCUCCCUCCAAUUCUACCGAACUGUUUGCCUACAACGCUGGUGUUCAGAUGGGCUGCUGGGGACUGGUCAUUUACGCUGCUACUGCUGCUGUGUGUUCAGCCUUAUUACAGAAGUACUUAGACAACUACGACCUUAGCAUCAAAAUAAUCUACAUCCUGGGCACGCUGGGAUUCUCCAUCGGAACGGCGGUGAUGGCCAUGUUCCCUAAUGUCUAUAUCGCCAUGAUAAUGAUCAGCACGAUGGGAAUAGUCUCUAUGAGCAUCUCCUACUGCCCGUAUGCGCUGCUGGGCCAGUACCAUGACAUCAAGGAGUAUAUCCACCAUAGUCCUGGGAACUCCAAGCGGGGCUUUGGCAUCGACUGCGCCAUCUUGUCCUGCCAGGUCUACAUCUCCCAGAUCCUGGUGGCCUCUGCCCUCGGAGGGGUCGUGGAUGCCGUGGGCAGCGUCCGGGUCAUUCCGAUGGUGGCCUCGGUGGGCUCUUUCUUGGGCUUCCUGACAGCCACGUUUUUGGUGAUUUACCCGGACGUCGGAGAAGGUUCGAAGGAAGAGCAGAAGGGCCUGGCCCCGCCUCCCAACGCUAUCGAAAGCAACGGCACCGACGAGGAGAAACCGACCGUGAUCAAGCUCUCUCGGAAAGAAUCCGCCGCCGCGCCAGAAGUGGAAAAUGAAUCCACCGUUUGAACAGAUUGCCAUCAUUCGCACACAUUCCAAGCAAUUCAGGUGCAUGAAUCGGAACCUUGUCAAAAGCAAAAAAAAAAUAAUAAUAAUCUGAACUUUCAAGAGACAUCAUUGCUGUCUGACACGCGGCAAUGGAUUAAAAUGGUUCUUCAUGCAAAAACGUAGCUGAAAUUCCAUAGCGCUAGAGUAGCCUUGAAUUAGGUAGCUUUGAUGCUGAUUGCUUUCUCUACAAUCCAGAAAAAAAAUCAUCUUUCUUAGAGGUAUUUUUAAUGGAAAUGCACUUGGGUUUCCAAGGUGAAUUUUAUCAGUAGGCAGAAAACUUUUUCCUUGCACAUGG
Molecule: messenger RNA, 3494 nt
Organism: Anolis sagrei ordinatus
Lineage: Eukaryota; Metazoa; Chordata; Lepidosauria; Squamata; Anolidae
Source: RefSeq, a predicted model, not a curated record